CGGAGGCGAGCGUCGGGCGGGAGCGCGCGGGAGCGGGGCGGGUGUGGAGCGUGCGGGGGCCGCGCGCCACCUCUUCUCUCAGCGGCCGGACGGCUCUGCCGAGAAACGGCGGUGACAACGACGGCGGCGGUGGGGCCCAGUUUGCUUCCUAGGAGGCCAGUGGAGGCCGAAACAGCUGUUGGACUGGGAGGAAGAGGCCUAGUCCCCAUGGUGGACCCAGCUGCCUAGAGGGCAUUUUAUGUUGAAUGCAAGAAUAUUUCUCACCCAGGUCCUUAGCAGGUGAGGCCCUGUAACCCAGCUGAACUCCACAUCUGCAGAGCCCCAGCUUGAAGACAAAAGAUCAGAGAACUUGAGAAACCUGGGAACAGGGGCAUCUUUGGAGCUUUGCCUUUAUUCACAGAAGUCUGAAAGUACCAUCAAGUAGAAGUUGUGUCUUCGUCCUCUUCUGCUUACUGGGAAGAACAUGGCUUCAAGGAUUUUAAGUUUCCAUUUAGUUUUGCAUGAACUCUGUGGGAAACAGAGCCCUUAACAGGGUCAGGAGUAACAAGCAGAGACUGAAGACGGUCAGGUUUGCUCCGUUUUCCCUCCCCCUCCAAAGGAAAGGAUUUACAACUCAGCCCUGUAACAGCUGUUGUCCAGUGUUGGCCGUCAAGAGAGAAGUAAAUAAAGUUAAGCUGCCGGUGCCAGACUGCAGGGCCUGGUGAAGCCGUGUGGGCGUGGUGGCCUCGGGAGGCUGCGCAGGACAGGACUGCAGGCAGGGCAGCGGGGCGCACCUUCAGGGCACAGCCUCGGGGGCACUGCCGGUGCUCCCCUCGGAGCUUCUUGGUGACUCUGACCCCCAACCCCGUCCUCCUUUCCUGGGAAGCCCCACCUCCACGAGCUGCCCUGCGGCCUGCCUGACUGCGCUCGCUCGCCACCUGCUCCACCUGCACCUCCCUGCUCCGUGUUCAGACUGCUGCAGCCCCAUCUCCUGAUCUGCCGCCGGCCUUGCUCCAGGGAGGCCGCUUCUCAGGCUGGGAAGUCGCCUUUCCCCCUCCCGUGCACCUUCCCUCUUCCAGGACCUGUUGAGCUGCCGUGUUCUUCGGGAGGGGGAGGGUGGCGGCUCUGCGUCUCCGGCCUCCCCUGGUUGGCGACCUCCCUGCUGUCCCCCUCGCCCCGUUUCUUGUCUGUCCUGCCGCCGGUGUGCCUGGGCUAUGCGGCAGGGCAGCUCUCCCUUCACAGCUCCAACAUGCCCUCAGAGUCCGGAAAGAGAUUCAAACCCAGCAAGUAUGUCCCGGUGUCCGCGGCUGCCGUCUUCCUAGUGGGCGCCACCACACUCUUCUUUGCCUUUACGUGUCCAGGACUGAGCCUGUAUGUGUCUCCUGCAGUGCCCAUCUACAAUGCCAUUAUGUUUCUCUUUGUGCUGGCCAACUUCAGCAUGGCCACCUUCAUGGACCCAGGGAUUUUCCCUCGAGCGGAGGAGGAUGAGGACAAAGAAGAUGACUUCCGCGCUCCCCUCUACAAGACCGUGGAGAUCAGGGGCAUCCAGGUGCGCAUGAAGUGGUGUGCCACCUGCCGCUUCUACCGCCCGCCGCGCUGCUCCCACUGCAGCGUCUGCGACAACUGCGUGGAGGAGUUUGACCACCACUGCCCCUGGGUGAACAACUGCAUCGGGCGCCGGAACUACCGCUACUUCUUCCUCUUCCUCCUCUCCCUCACAGCCCACAUCAUGGGCGUGUUCGGCUUCGGCCUCCUCUACGUCCUCUGCCACUUGGAGGAGCUCUCAGGGGUCCGCACGGCUGUCACGAUGGCAGUGAUGUGUGUGGCGGGCUUGUUCUUCAUCCCUGUCGCAGGGCUCACUGGAUUUCACGUGGUGCUGGUGGCCAGGGGACGCACAACCAACGAGCAGGUUACGGGUAAAUUCCGGGGAGGUGUGAACCCCUUCACCAACGGCUGCUGUAGCAACGUCAGCCGUGUGCUCUGUAGCUCUCCGGCACCGAGGUACUUGGGGAGACCGAAGAAAGAGAAGACGGUUGUCAUCAGACCCCCUUUCCUUCGGCCGGAAGUGUCGGACGGGCAGAUAACUGUGAAGGUCAUGGACAACGGCAUCCAGGGCGAGCUGAGGAGGACCAAGUCCAAGGGCAGCCUGGAGAUCACCGAGAGCCAGUCAGCAGACGCAGAGCCGCCGCCGCCGCCCAAGCCAGACCUGAGCCGCUACACUGGGCUGCGGACCCACCUCAGCCUGGCUCCCAAUGAGGGUGAACCUGUUGCUGUGGUGCCCCUGCCCUGUGCCUUAGGGCCCGAGGUCACAGGAGCAGCUUGUGAAGCUGCGUCCGCUGGCUUCUUUCCUGUAGACAGCAGCCUGCUGGGCAGGGACAGCCCGCCGACGCCCACCAUGUACAAGUACCGGCCCGGCUACAGCAGCAGCAGCGCGUCGGCCGCCAUGCCGCACUCCUCCAGCGCCAAGCUGAGCCGCGGGGACAGCCUGAAGGAGGCGACCUCGGUUGCAGAGAGCAGCCGCCAGCCCAGCUGCCGCUCAGAGCCCAGCCUGGAGCCAGAGAGCUUCCGCUCGCCCACCUUCGGCAGGAGCUUCCACUUUGAGCCCCUGUCGAGCGGCUCGCGCUCGUCCAGCCUCAAGUCGGCCCAGGGCGUGGGCUUUGAGCUGGGCCAGCUGCAGUCCAUCCGCUCGGAGGGCACCACCUCCACGUCCUACAAGAGCCUGGCCAACCAGACGCGCAAUGGCAGCCUUUCCUACGACAGCCUGCUCACGCCAUCGGACAGCCCCGACUUCGAGUCCCUGCAGGCCGUGCCCGCGCCUGAGCCGCUGGGCUACACCUCACCCUUCCUGUCCGCGCGGCUGGCCCCGCAGCGCGAGCCAUCCCCGGUGCGCUACGACAAUCUGUCGCGCCACAUCGUGGCGUCGCUGCAGGAGCGGGAGAAGCUGCUGCGCCAGUCGCCCCCGCUCCUGGGCCGCGAGGAGGAGGCCGUGGGGGACUCGGGCGCCCCGUCCAUGCCGGCCUCCGCCCACACCCCCGAGGACUGCAAGCGCUCGCCGCUGGCCAAGACUGCGCCGGGCCGCCCAGCCGGGCCCCGCUUCGGCAAGCCCGAGGGGCUCAGGGCCCGGGGCCUCGGGUCCCCCGAGCCGGGCGCGGCCGCCCCCUUCCUGGGCAGAGCCGUGUCCUACAGCAGCCAAAAAGCCCCGGCCAGUGUCUCCGAGGCAGAGGAGGUAGCCCUGCAGCCCCUGCUGACCCCCAAAGACGAGGUGCAGCCCAAGGGCACCUACAGCAGAUCCAACGGGCAGCCCAAGGGCCUGGGCCCGCCCUCCCCCGGCCAGCCACCACUCAGCAGUCCCACGCGCGGAGGCGUGAAGAAGGUGUCAGGGGUGGGUGGCACCACCUACGAGAUCUCCGUGUGAGCUGAGCGCCGCCUCUGCCUCCUGACCACAGGGCCCGGGGCGCAGCCUGGCCCCGUCUUCGAGCCCUCCCGCCGCCUCCUGGCCCGGACUCAGUGGACAUUGUGCAAUGCUUGCUCUGGAGGGAACCAGAUCAUUUUUAAACCAGAAAUAAUUUUUUUUAUUAUUGUUACGGAUUCUAUUUUUUCCUCUUCUGCGUUACCAGGUGUGUGUGUACAUAUAUAUAUAUUAUAUAUAUUAUAAAUAUCAAAGAUUAUAUAUCUAUCCCAGGAUGGGAAGAUGAGGGAGGGAGGUACACAGGAGGGAGAUUAGCCUCUCCUCAGACCAGCAGAAGACUCGGGGUCUGCCUUUCCCCAGGCUCCCCCAUCCCAGCCUCUGACCUGGGGUCCGGCGCUGCUGAUGCCCUGAUGAGGGGCAGAGCCGGGGAGCCAAGUCUGGGGCCCUGGCUGGGAGAGGGCCGAGGGCCUUUGGCCGGGUGGCGGUGGGGUGGAGGACCUGGCCUCUCUGUUCGCUUUCGGGAGCCGCAGUUCUGGGGCUUUCGCAAGGCCUACAUGGUUAAUGUAAUCUUAAAAUCAAAGGACAGGAGAAAAGAAUCCAAAAAGCAAUAUUUUUAAUCACAUGCCAAAAACGGGAUAGAGAGGAGGAGUGGCAGGCCUGGGCCCCUCCCGCUGUCCCUGGGGGUCCCCCCGGCCCACUCGGAAUGGUGCUGGGUAGAGGCACACUGGGCUCCGACCCCCACACAGGGCAGGCCCCAGCCUCUAUGCACAGGCCCGUUUAUUUUUUAUUCUGAUUAGCCAUUUUAAACCAACGAGGAAUAAAAAGAAACCCUGCUCUGACCAGC
Messenger RNA from Heterocephalus glaber (naked mole-rat), 4232 nucleotides. It is a transcript of the gene Zdhhc5, whose product is annotated as zDHHC palmitoyltransferase 5. NCBI's taxonomy places the organism in Eukaryota, Metazoa, Chordata, Mammalia, Rodentia, Bathyergidae. Gene Ontology annotation, cellular component: plasma membrane. The record is from RefSeq and is a predicted model, not a curated record. Gene Ontology annotation, molecular function: palmitoyltransferase activity. Gene Ontology annotation, biological process: protein palmitoylation.